AUGCAGGAACAGUUCUGUCCUGUGAACUGCGAGGUCUAUUCGGACGGCUGUUAUACAUGUGUCUGCGAUCGCGACGGAUUCAACCCCAUCUGCGACACGACGGAAUGUGUAGAGACAGGCCAACCGGAAUGUCUUUGCGAGUACGCCCACUCGAAAUGCGAGCCAGAAGAUCGUAUAUGUGCGGUAUAUCUUCGCGACGAGAAGGGUUGUGAGACAUGUGCGUGCGAAUUGUACCUGGAUUCAGUGGAUACGAGCAAAGGCGAUCUGAUGACAGUAGAAGGCGUGUGCCCCGACGAUUGUGAAAUGUACUUUGACGGUUGCAACUUUUGCAUAUGCGGGGACUUCGCUGGAUGUACUUUGAAGAAAUGUACGCCUUAUGAAACAACAGAUCCAUUCUGUAUCGAUGACUACGCAGACAACGAACCUUCGACUCCUUUAUACAUUACGCCGGACGACAAUGACCUUGUGAAUUGUCCCAUCUAUCUAUGUACUAUAUCCUGCUUAUACGGAUAUCAGCAAACGGAUAAUGGAUGCAAUGCGUGCGCGUGUAAGCCCAAGCCGGACUGCCCCGAACUAGACUGCCCAGCGUGCGAUACGUCUUUAAUGGUCGACGACACAGGUUGUAGCACUUGCGAUUGUUUCGUUCAAAAGUGUCCCGAGGGUUGUAACCAGUACUCGGACGGAUGUAAUACUUUCCUAUGUUUGGAAGAUCAAGGUAUGGAGAAGCAAACCAAUAUCACGUGCGUUCGAGAAGAGUAUCACGCCGCCGCGUGUUUGGAAGGCGCGGAAAUAGCGAUCCCAGAAAAUUGUAGACGAUGGUUUGAUGGGUGCAACCAGUGUAUGGUUGAUCUUGAUGGCACUGUCAUAACGUGUUCAACGAGGCAGUGCACCGUGUUGCGAGAUGCGCAGUGUGUGAUGUACUACCAUGACGAUGACGAAAUAUCCACAAAUUCAGCUGGAAACCCUCGAGUGGAUGGCGAUAUAGUGGAAAUGAACGAUAGUGCAUUCGUGGGUGUUGGACGUUAUCCUUCGGUGGGUAAAGAAGAAGCGAUAACUCCCAGCGUCGACGAUUGA
Sphaeroforma arctica JP610 is the source of this 1074-nucleotide messenger RNA. RefSeq lists its product as hypothetical. The coding region runs from base 1 to 1074 and encodes 357 amino acids. The record is from RefSeq and is a predicted model, not a curated record. The transcript has a single exon. Lineage: Eukaryota; Ichthyosporea; Ichthyophonida. Gene Ontology annotation, molecular function: serine-type endopeptidase inhibitor activity.